Limanda limanda (common dab) is the source of this 4625-nucleotide messenger RNA. RefSeq names its product ligand dependent nuclear receptor interacting factor 1 (gene lrif1). The transcript is spliced from 3 exons. Lineage: Eukaryota; Metazoa; Chordata; Actinopteri; Pleuronectiformes; Pleuronectidae. Gene Ontology annotation, molecular function: nuclear retinoic acid receptor binding. The record is from RefSeq and is a predicted model, not a curated record. Gene Ontology annotation, biological process: regulation of DNA-templated transcription. The coding region runs from base 207 to 2627 and encodes 806 amino acids.
GAGGUGCAGUGACCGAAGUGUAAAGUGGGAAUUAUUAGAUCGAAGGAAAUGGACUCGGGGAAAAUGCACGCGACUCCGUCUUCUGUCGUGGGGACGCAAACAACGCGGAGAUUCAAGUAAACACAGUUUACGGAUCACUCUCCAGUUUGAUUGAAGCUGCUCACUUGGGAACAUCACGAGUCCAGUUUCAGGGAUUGUCAGGAGUCAUGUUUCCUACUCGUAAGCACAAGGAUGCAGUUCCCAGUGGGGCCGGUGUCUUCUACCAGGCGAUGCCUGCGGUUGGAGCCGAUGGAAAGAAAAUCAUGACACUGAUUCCUGUAAAACUGGUUAAUGGACAGUUUAUCCAAUAUGAAAUACAUAAACCCAGUGUGGAUUCUACCACACAGAAAGCUGUAAAUAUUUCCCCAGCAACACUUCCGAUAAAAAAGAUUGUCACUAAUGUGUCAAAUCUCUUGCCUAAUCGAGGUGGAUUGGAUCCUGGUAAUUCACGGAACAAUCAUCCUCAACAGCAACAGACUGAAAGUUUAAUGUCCAAAGUGCCGAUAAUGCCUGCAAAAAACUGUGUGAACUCUAUAAGACUUCCAUAUCAGCUGCCAGUGAUGGUGAAAUCUCCAGCACUCCCCAAAGGACAGCUUCUUCAGAUUCCCCCUAAUGCACAUGUGCGAACAUUGCCAGCAUCUAAACUUCCUCCAGGUAUCAAGAAGCAGAUUUUUAAUUCAUCAGCCGAUUCCACUCCUGUUUCAGACGUACCCAGGGUAGUUUUUGUGUCACCGGUCACCACCGUGAGUCAAUUUGCUGCUCCUCCAUGGGAUUCUGGAUCUCAGUCACCCAGGCUGCCUUCUCAGACAGAAAAAACAGCUAAAAUAUCAAAGCCACUCUUGAAAUUGAUUUCAAAGGCUUCACCAGGGCCUAACGGCCCUACAAGAUGGGUAAUUGAAGAAGAGGACACCUCAACUGCUUCAUAUGUGGAUUCUCAUUCUGUUACUUCUCAGAUUAUUCGAACAGUGGCAAUGAGAGAGAAAAUGGGCCAGCACUAUAAUGUUUCUGAGUCUAAGUUGGACAAAAAUGGACAAGAACAGGAUAAUGCCUUAAUCAUGUGCAACGGGAAGGUAUUUUUUGUGGCCAAAAAAAGCAGUUUACUAUUUCAACAAGGAGAAAACGACUCGCCCACAGCAGCAACAACAAGUUCUGAAGUUAAGGAAACCACAGAACCUUUAUUCCAACACCCUGUUGAGCCAGCUGUACCUCAAACACAGCAGGACAUCAGCAUAAUUAUUUCAGAUGAGCCAGAUGAAGUAAUCGAUCUAUGUGAUGACGAAAUUCAAGAUGACUCGCAACAAGCGCCAUCAGUUAGCACGUCAGCAGUCUCUCAUCAGGAUGAUGACAACGUAAUAUUUGUGUCAUAUAUUCCACCAAAAUCUGAGGCUGAGUCGACACAUAAUUUAACAGUUGAGACACAAACAACAAUAGAAAAGGACAUUGACCUGCUGAGCACAAGCUGCUCGGACAGUUUGACACAGGAGAAGAGCUCAGGUGGUAGAGCUGACGCUGAUGGAAGGGAUGAUCUUACUGGAAGAAGAUCAGGCACAGUUGAAAAUGUCACACAUGUUUGUGCUUCUGCCGGGACGAGUGUGAAUGAUGAUGAGGGCUCAAACAUGAACAGUAAGCAGAGCACUUCCACCCAACAGGAGGGGAGCAUGGGAGGUGAUGUUGAUCCAGAAACUCCAGCAGAUGGCAGCAGUGCAGCAUAUUCUCACAAACAGGAGGAGGCCCUUCCAGGUUGUCAGACAUCUUCACCGGCACCUCCACCCUGUAAAAUGGCUGACCGUCAGCUGAGCAAGAUGUUUGGGAUUACAGGUGAUGUGAAGAUUUGCCUGCAGAGGAUUGAUGAGGCCUCAGCUGGACUUGCAGAGGCUCGGAGUAGUGAGUUUGUAAACUCAGCAGAGGAUCAGCAUGAACCAGCAAAUAGGAUGAAAGAGAAGGAACUCUUUCGGCAGGACUUCUACAGGUCCUGUGAAAACCAGAACGAUGAUGGGAAGAGAGAGGAAGUAGUAACUGAAUGGGAACAGCCAGCAGAUGCAGCCACUGUAACUGCUCACACAGCUGUCAUGUCUCUUGAAUGUGCCGUUUUCAAGCUGAACACAAAACCUCUCUCUGAGUUGGGUCAAAGUUCACCCAAGGGGGUGUCAUGUGAUGUUGAAAACACAACAUUGAUCGGUUAUGUGGAACCGAUUGAUGAGGACUUCCUCAAAUCAAACGAAAUCGCAGAGUUGCAGGAUGUAAUAACCAAGCGACAGACUCAGACUUGUGUGGACCUGAAUACAAACACCAGCAGAAUAGGAAGGACGAGGAAACGCACCAUGUGUCCAUGUUGCGUCCCUGGUACUCCGGAGCCUUCAGUGAAAUUCAAGUCAGAGGAGCAGGAGAAAUGGGCAUGCAGAACAGAACAGAUCAGUAAAAAAGGGAUACGAACAAAAGCUGCUAGAAAAGGUGUGAUAACAUCUGGAAACAGCUGUCUCACAGUCAGAAACAAUCAGAAAUCUAAGACUCAUGAGGUUCCAGCCGGGGACAGUUUGUCCUCAACAUCCAUGGACACAGAUGAACUGCAUAGAGACAGACAGAUCUAACGACUCAAAGAGCUUCUGAAAGAGAGGGAGGCGGCUUUAGAACUGAUGGAAUAUGGAACAGCAUGGGCUGAGACAAGUAUCACCUUCCAAACUAAUAUUCUAACAAAUAUGCUAACGUGUUUUAAACAGUUUUUAGAAUAUCAUUUGUUUUAUUUGUUCUUUGUGAACCAACUCUAGGACCAUGAGUCAGAAUACACAGGCCUUUUGUUUCACAGACAUGCAACACAGGGCCAGGUCUGAACCAAAAAAGCAAUCGCUGCAGGACGCAUUAAACUUCCGUUUGAAGGGCGUUCGCUAGCUCACCUUCACUGCUUUCAGACAUGCACACGAAUGUCAGAGUGAGAGCCUCCAGAGUUUCUGGGGGCUUUCCCUGGCCAGGUCCUUGUAGAAGUUGCAUAAUGUCUGAUUGACACGAUGUGACAACACAUGAGGUGAUCCUUCGCAGGAUUAAGCGUGAGUGAGUGGAUGUGUUGACGGUUCUAACAAGCGACAGAUGCCAAUUUUUUUUUUAUGAUAUCUCGAGAUAAAAAAGCUCCGCCAUACAGCAUUUGGUCAUAAAGGUUGACGCCUGUGUUGAUGUGCAGUUAACAAAAGCACAUGAACCCUGGAGCAGAAUUGACAUGUCCCGUCUUGUUUCCGCCUGCCACACCACCCCUUCUGUGUUGGUGUGAACAUGUCUGAGUGCAGAAUCUCCUGCUGUGUUGUGUAUGUGUCAAACGCAAACUCCUGACAAAGUCUGGACCCAAUCCUCAAGAGACCGGAGCCUGAAAACAGCUGUAGUUGCGCAGACGCCUCAAUACAUUGAUUUCUAUUGGCUAACACACAUUUGGUUCAUAGUUGUCAGUUACUAAAUCUUUUGAGUCUUGAGUUUUAAUUGGCAGUUGUUGGUUUAGAAACAUGUGCUUUUCUACCCCUGUUUUGAGUCAAUAAAAUUUGUUUUGUAUAGCUCAAAAUAACAAACAUUAUGUCAAGCAAUUAAAUAGUAAGGUCGAGACCUUAAAAAUUAAAGAGAAACCCAACAGUUCGCACAAAGUAGCAACACUGACGAUUAUGGAGAAAAAACUCCUUCCUUAUCUGGAAGAACCUCUAGAACCAGACUUAAUGUGGGCGACCAUCUUCCUCAACUGGUUGGGUUGAGGAGAGAAAAUUGGAGGAGAGAGAAGAGAAACAGUUGUGAAACCAUCAUAUUUAACAUUGAUUCAAAUCUCAUUUACAAUGUGACACACUUUAUUCACUGCUUCCUAUACGCCACCGCUGCUGCUCUUCCACACACACACACACACACAUGCUGCGGUGGACACAGUGACUGUUGGAACAGAGGUUCCAGCAUUCACACUUUGUUUUCCUCUUUGGUCAUUUUGUUUUGUUUAUGUAUCUCGUCCAUGAAAAACCGCGCUCAUGCAAAAAAUUAUUUCCAGGUCAUGUCAGAAAUGUGAGAAGAAACAUCUGCUGCAUAUUAAUGUUUUAUUUCAGUCAAGUUCAUUCGGUGAUCUAUAUAAAAAUGCAAACAAUCAUCUAAAAUGGAACAGAAGCCGCAGGAGAUGUGAUAAUAUUCAGCAGGACUACAUGACAAAUGGCAGCAUUAUUAUCGCAAAUAGAACAAGACAUAUUGUGAAGAUGACGCCAUGUCUUUGUCUGCCAAGGUCAACAAAGGUAUGGUAAUUAAUUACUAGAAAUGUGAUAACAGAUUUAUAUUUUAUAUACUAAUAUUUGUCUGAGUAAAGAUUUGCUUCAAACAAAAACUUGAUCUCUGCAACAGAAUUUCUACGUAACAUCCUUCAUCUGAAUCCUGUUGUUAGCACGCCUGAGUGGAGAAUCUCGUGCUCUGUUGUUCAUGUGUGACAGACAAACUCCUUAGAAAGCCUGCACGCAAUUAUCUGGACUUCCUUUAUGUCUGAAAACGGCUUGUGUUUUUAGCAACUCAGCCUAAGAAUGGUGAUGUGGUUCACUUGACGUUUUGAAAGGUGCUUUAUAAAUAAAGUUUAUUAUUACAAACAA